GAGUUUGAGGAGUGAAGUGCGCUGAGCUCCAGCCGCAGAGUGGAGCAGUGCUUCCUCUUUAUGUUGAGUCACUGGGGGAGUGAGAGAGGAGGAAGAGGAGAGAGAGAAAGAAAGCGAGAGAAAGAGAGAACGAGAGAGAGAGGUUGGUCUCUCACUUAAACAAAACAGCAGAAGAUCCGCGGACAUAAACAAAUGCACGCAGGCUCCGUCCCUCCACCUGCCGCGCGAGACACUUUGAUGGUCGCAGUAGGUUAAAUUAACCGGAUUACCGAGACGGACGCGAUCUCCGCUCUGUUUCAUUUUAACGCGGACUUGCGACGAUAUCUAUGCAUUAUUUAGACUGAAAUAAGCCAAAAAAAUAAAAAAAAAUGACGGAGCUGAGACGGCGAGGAGGAGGAGAUCCUGACAGCACUGAAAACAUCAGUGACAAGGAGGCAGAUGGAGAUGACAGGCUUGCUUUCCCCGGUGAAGGGGAAGGAGAAAUGGAGGGCGACUCCAAAGCGGACACACCAGACGUGCCACCUUCCACAGAUAACACUCCACAGUGUCUCAACAAAACCCCUAGAGAUAUUGCAACCAAGUGGAAAAACUGGUGGAUAAGAGGCAUAUUAUCAUUGACAAUGAUCAUCGGCUUCUUCCUCAUCAUCUAUUUGGGACCCAUUAUGCUUAUAUUAGUGGUUAUGGGUGUUCAAAUCAAGUGUUUUCAUGAAAUUAUAACCAUUGGCUACAGAGUUUACCGUUCCUAUGAACUGCCGUGGUUUAGGACUCUUAGCUGGUACUUCUUGAUUUGUGUGAACUACUUCUUUUAUGGAGAGACAGUGGCUGAUUAUUUCGGUGCACUUGUCCAAAGGGAGGAACCUCUGCAGUUUCUUGUGCGUUAUCAUCGGUUUAUUUCUUUUGCACUGUAUUUGGCAGGUUUCUGCAUGUUUGUACUGAGUUUAGUGAAGAAACAUUACCGCCUGCAGUUUUAUAUGUUUGCUUGGACCCAUGUGACCUUGUUGAUUGUGGUAACUCAGUCACAUCUGGUUAUUCAGAACCUGUUUGAGGGAAUGAUCUGGUUUAUUGUUCCCAUCUCUAUUGUAAUCUGUAAUGACAUCAUGGCCUAUCUGUUUGGCUUCUUUUUUGGAAGAACUCCACUGAUUAAGCUCUCCCCAAAAAAGACCUGGGAAGGAUUCAUUGGGGGAUUCUUUGCCACAGUGGUCUUCAGUUUCUUUUUUGCGUACCUGCUAUCCCAGUACCAGUACUUUGUUUGUCCAGUGGAAUACAACAGUGAGACAAACCGUUUUGCGGUGGAGUGUGAGCCCUCAAAUCUCUUCAUGAUACAGGAAUACACACUUCCUGCAGUGGUGCAGAAUGCAGUUAGAUGGAAAACGGUGAACCUUUACCCAUUUCAGAUCCACAGUAUUGCGCUCUCUACGUUCGCCUCUCUGAUCGGACCAUUUGGUGGAUUCUUUGCCAGUGGCUUCAAACGAGCUUUCAAGAUCAAAGACUUUGCGGACACCAUUCCUGGUCAUGGUGGUAUAAUGGAUCGUUUUGACUGUCAGUAUCUGAUGGCAACGUUCGUUCAUGUUUACAUUGCAAGUUUUAUCAGGGGGCCGAACCCCAGUAAGGUUUUACAGCAGUUGCUUGUUCUGCAACCAGAGCAGCAACUCAGCAUCUUCAAUACACUGCGCAACCACUUACGAGAACAGGGCAUGCUGCCCCCUGCUGUGGAGGAAGCCCAAUGACAGACGUCCCCACCUCAGCAGACAAAACCAGCUCAUGUCCUGUUGAACUCUCUUAGCAUUCACACAUGACUGUGACGGCACGAGCACACUCCCAACCGACCACAGGAGCUCCCGUUCAGUGAGAGAGAGAGUGAUGCCUGCUGCAAACCAAACUCUCACUUUUAACCCAUUAGAAACUCACCAAAUGAAGGAGGAAAAUGACGCAAAAUUCUCUUAAUCAGAGCCACUGUCUGGGAAAUCAACAUCAAAGGUCUUCCAAGCAACAAACAUGCAAAACAAAAGAUCCAAGCACAUGGUAAGUGAAUGUAUAGCACUUUAGGAAGGGGGCUUCAGCGGAGUGACAUCAUUGCACUGAUAAUGUUAUUCUGAUUUUGUGACUUGCUUUGCGAACUUUUGCGGUUUUUGAGAUGCCAUAAUUCUCACGGUUAACAUUUUAAUGUUAGCUUAAUUUAUAACGGGGGUUCUGAACUCAAAGCAUUACAAAACAAUGAGUCUAAAACAGAAGCAUGUCUGUAAGUCUUAUUGUUACUGCUUAAAAUAGCCAUGUUCUCUUUCCCUUUCUCAUUACUCAGUGUGUUAGCGUGAGCGCUAGAAUAACUCACUUGUGUGUACAUAUCAUCAUAUGUAUUGUUGUACAUGGAUAUUAUACACUAGAUCAUAUAUAAAGAUUAUACAUUUAUUAAAAUAAUAUAUAUGGUUUAACAAAUUCUAUAUAAUAGGAAGUUGUGAUAAUGAUAUGCAAAAGACUUGUCUUAUUUUCUUAAAUCCAGCAUGACUAAACCUCGCUAGGGGUGGAGAAUAACUUGAGUGGAUUGUUUUUGAGAAGGUGAUUUGCUGUGUUCCCCUCCGUGACCAUUGGUUUUAGGUGCACUGUAACUACACGAGUCGAAAGAUUUAAUUAGCUUUUUAGGUUUUAAUAUAAAAAAACACUGGUGCUUUAAGUAGAUAGCCAAUAUUUGAAAACAUGUUAAAAUGUUCUUAGAUUUACACAUUGUUUAUGUGCUUUUCAUUUUUUUUUGUUUAUGUUUAUAGUAUCCUCCCUGCAAUAUUGUUUUUAGCUGCAUUUUAAUUUGUUGAAAUCUUUCUUAAUUCUUUACCAAACAAAUGUGUACCAAAGCACUGACAAUUUUGCUGUAAAAAAAAAAAAUACUAAAACAAAUGUUAAACCACGAUUAAUAUUGUCAAAUGCUACAAUCUUACAGUAGAGAACAAUAAAAUCCUAUGAGAUUGAAUAAUUUAGAUAUUUAUUGUAAUGAAAGACACUUACAUGAGCUAAAGGAACAUUACUACAGGUAACCAUCAGACAUUUUUAAGGCGUUAAAAGAAGUGGAUUUGUAAUAACCUGUGACCUUUGUCCUAAUUGCACAUCGGGACUCAGUAGUGUAGUUUGGGACCAGUUGUCAAUAGUUGUACAAAAAACGCAGUAAGUGUGACCCCCAUACCUUAUUCAUUCAUGUCUGCAAUAGGUUUACAUGUUCUUUCCUUCACAUCUGCUGUCAGUAGAUGCAGUCGUGUGAGAAUGUUGUGUUUUUAAGUAAUAUGAAUCCUAUCAGACCAAAAAGAGAAUGCACCUCCAGCUGUCUACAGCUGAUUUUGUGGAUGUCACAAUUAAUUACAUUUUUUUUUUUGAGAGCUGCUGUACAACCCAGCAUAUAAUAUUGUGCAAGCUUAUACUGUUCAGAAAUUUAGCUGAAAAUAAGUUUCAAAAUUGUUUUAAAGUAGGAACCUUUAUUUAUGUCUAUGUUUGAUUUUCAGAUUUUCUUUUUUUUUUUUUUUUUUUUUUUUGAGUUUUCAUUAGUAAAUAUUUACCAGAAGACAAAAAAGUAACAAGUUAUGGGCAAUACUGAGGAAAAAAAAAUUAAGAAUUAUUAUUAUUGCAAUGCUACACUUGGUGAAUAAACUUCACUUUUGACUUAC
Messenger RNA from Cyprinus carpio (common carp), 3644 nucleotides. RefSeq names its product CDP-diacylglycerol synthase (phosphatidate cytidylyltransferase) 1 (gene cds1). Gene Ontology annotation, cellular component: endoplasmic reticulum membrane. The record is from RefSeq and is a predicted model, not a curated record. Gene Ontology annotation, molecular function: phosphatidate cytidylyltransferase activity. NCBI's taxonomy places the organism in Eukaryota, Metazoa, Chordata, Actinopteri, Cypriniformes, Cyprinidae.